GGCGACCUUUCAAGAGUGAGAGAACCACGAGCCUCACCCACCAGACCCAGUUAUAAGUCUUGUCGAUCCAUCUUUCUACCCAUCACAACCCGAAAUUGGGUCCCAGGGUCAACUCAACUCACAGUUUUCAAGCCCAUCCCCCUUUGCUGAUCUCUCCAGCCUGUUUACUUUCUUUUUCACUUUCACGACAGGUGGCAUUCAUCCGUCUCACUCCGCCUUUGUUAAUACAACUUAUAAAAUCAACUUCCAAGAAACCCUAGAGGACUAGAGAUCAGAUAUAUAUCCAAAAAGGCCAUCAAUAUAUACAGCCAAAAAUGCCCUUCCCCGAAACCCUCAACGCGAAACCCCGCGUCAUCUUCUUCACCGACUUCGACGGCACCAUCACCCUACAAGACACCAACGACUUCAUCACCGACAACUAUGGCAUGGGCAAAGCCGAACGCCGCCAACUCUUCCACGCUGUAAUCGACCAAACCGACACCUUCCGCAACACAUUCCAAAAAAUGCUUGAUAGCUGGCACAUGCCCUUCCCCGAAGUCCUCGAGAUCCUCCGCCAAAACAUCACGUUGGACCCGCACUUCCGCGACUUCAUGGUCUGGGCACGAGCCCAUCAAGUCCCCGUCAUCGUGCUGAGUAGCGGCAUGGUUCCCGUUCUGGAAACCCUACUCAAACACCUAUUGGGCGAGGAAUUGAUGAGCGAUAUUGAAAUCGUCGCUAAUGAGACUCAAUUACGAGCACCGGGGAACUCGCUCGAUGUUGCGGAUGGAUGGACGAUCAAGUUUCAUGAUGAUUCGGGAUUCGGACAUGAUAAAUCACUCACGAUUCGUCCUUAUGCCGAUGCGAUUGCAAAGAUGCCGUUUGAGGAAAGGCCGACUUUAUUGUAUGCGGGUGAUGGGGUCAGUGAUUUGAGUGCGGCCAGGGAGACGGAUCUGUUGUUUGCGCGUGAGGGUCAGGAUCUCAUCACGUAUUGUGAGAAUGAGGGGAUUCCGUUCACGACUUUCUCGACCUGGAAGAGUAUCCUUGAGGAGACACAGGAGAUUUACGGUGGUGAGAAGACAGUGCGCAAAUUGGCGGAGGAGGGCUUGAAGAGGCAUAGGACCAAUUCUAUCGAACACGGCUCGACUAUGAGACCUACAGUCCGAUAAGUCUCCUCGAAAGUCUGCCUUCAGCGGAUUGGCAUCGAGGACAGGCACCGAACCAUGUUUCCUAGAAUAGACAGACAAGGGUGAUGAUAUAGACAGUUCUACACGCCCAAAUAUAGACUAGAGCCAAUGGCUAUGAAUUAUAAAGACC
Exophiala mesophila is the source of this 1293-nucleotide messenger RNA. RefSeq lists its product as uncharacterized. The transcript has a single exon. The coding region runs from base 315 to 1145 and encodes 276 amino acids. NCBI's taxonomy places the organism in Eukaryota, Fungi, Ascomycota, Eurotiomycetes, Chaetothyriales, Herpotrichiellaceae. The record is from RefSeq and is a predicted model, not a curated record. Gene Ontology annotation, molecular function: phosphatase activity.